Molecule: messenger RNA, 1130 nt
Organism: Rhopalosiphum padi (bird cherry-oat aphid)
Lineage: Eukaryota; Metazoa; Arthropoda; Insecta; Hemiptera; Aphididae
Product: splicing regulator SDE2
Cellular component (GO): nucleus
Source: RefSeq, a predicted model, not a curated record
CUAGUGCUUAUGAUUAUUUAAUAAUUUUUUGUCUUGAAUUAUGAUCGUGAAUUGUAACUAAUAAAGUUAAUUGUUUAAUAAAUACUUUCGUAUAGAGUGAAAUCGCUAUAAAAUGAAUAUAAAUAAGAAGAAAUUGACAUUAAAUAUUACAUCUGAGAUGUCUUUGCCUAGUAUAAAACAAUUAGCUAGCAUUGAAACAGGUAUGUUACAAAACGACUUUUUCUUGAUGUAUAAAGGAAAAAUUUUGAAUGAAAAUACAGUUCAAAAUGAUAUUAUAUAUAUUGUACCUCGGUUACUGGGAGGCAAGGGAGGAUUUGGUUCAAUGCUACGAGCAAUUGGUGCACAAAUUGAAAAAACAACUAACCGUGAAGCUUGUCGAGAUCUAAGUGGACGUAGGUUACGUGAUAUCAAUGAAGAAAAACGAGUGAAAGAUUUUUUAGCCAAAGGAGGUCCUAGCACAGAUGAUCCAGAAGAGCGUAAAAAACGCAAAUUACAACGCCUAUGUCAAGCACCCAAAACAGAAUUUAAAGAUGAACAUUAUGAAAAGCAAAUGUCUGAAAUGACAGAAUCCGUAUCAGAUGCAAUAGAGUGUGGUUUUAAAGCAGGCACAUCAGAAAUUCCAAUUAAGAAAAAAAUUAAAUCCAAGGUAUAUUUUGAUUCUGAUUUGGAUACAGAUAGCAGUUGUGAUGAAUUAGAUGAAGAAAAUGUAUCUACUGAGUCGACCAAAAAAGAACAAUCAGAUAAGGAACUAAAAGAAACAGAAAAUGUUAAUAAACGUAAAAGUUUAGAUUUAGAAAAUAGUGAUACUAUUACAAUAAAAAAAAUUAAAGCUUAACAAUUUUUAAAUAAAAUUAUACUAUAAUUUAUACAUAAUUUUCAAUUUUAAUUAACAUUAAAAACUGUUAAUUUUUGUUAAGGCAUAUAAACAAUGAUUUUCAAAAAUAAAUUUAACUUGAAUUUAUGAUAUUUUCAAUGACUAUCAUAUCAAUGUAAAUUUAAAUAAUAUAUAGGUUAGUUAAUGGUUUAAUCCUAAUAAUACUAAGAGCACAUAUAUAGUAGUUUAAGAUAAAUUUAGUUAAAUUAUGUCUUAUAAUAUUUGUUUAAAAUAAACUUUUUAUUUCAAUUUUUAA